ACACACACAGUAGCGAUACGGAGCUGAGCAGACAUGGAGGCCCGAUUAACGAGAGAGGCCCGCGCUGACACAUCCAGGCCCAGCUAACGGAGACUCGUUGUGGAUCUCAGAGCUCCUCUGGAGAUAUUACCGUCACCAGUCGCUCAGUUGGAAGCUAAAUCGUCAUAAUAAUAAUAAUAAUAAUAAAAUGUGGCCACCACGUUGAUGCGUACAUGAGGACAGGACACAGAGCCAAAUGAUGUGAACGCCGUUUCUGGACAAAUUUUCAAAGUUGAAGGUCGGAGAAAGAGGGCUGGACUGCCAAGAAGGGAGAGAAGCCACUUCAAAAGAAGGAGACCUUCCCCCUUACGGUUAUCCCCAUCCCCUGUUCCCCCCCCCUUCAUUCCUAUCCCAUUCCCAUCCAAGAAAUCUACCUGACAUACCCAACAAUCAUCCACACCCCCUAAAGUUCUGAUGGAUCAGAAGGUUCAGGGGCAAACUGCAACACCACCCCCACUUCUCUCUGCUGCUGUCUCAGCAGAGCGAGAGAAGGAGGGAGGAGGUGGGAAAAAAGAAGAAGAGAAUGAAAAGAAGCAAGAGCGGGAGAAAGAGGGAACUGCUGCCGGUCCUCCUGGCGCAGGUGGACCUGGAGACCCCGGAGGGGACCAGUCCCAUUUCUCCAUCACGGAGAGCAGCCUGUCCGAGGGAAACGUCAAGCUUAAGAUCGGCCUGCAGGCAAAACGCAUGAAGAAGCCCCCGAAGAGCUUGGAGAACUACGUGUGCCGACCCGCCUUCAGGGCCACCGUGAGGCACACGACUCGUGGAGGAAGCAGCGCCCGUGGAAACCGGGCGGUGCCCGCCGGCGAUGGCGCUAGCGGUCGGAGCCAAAGCCCUUCAAAGAGCCAAGGGAAGGAGAGGGAAAAGAGUCCGAGUUUGAAAAAAGCACCAGCUACAUCGUCUUCACUAGCCCCCUCUGGUAAAGCUAUUACUCCGUCUUCUCCUGCUGCUCCGCUUGGCAUCACAAAGACUCCAUCGCCCUCCCAAGUAAACGGCGGGAGUGCACCAGCUAAAAAGGGUCCAUCAAAGGUAGACUGCAAGUCCGAUUCAAAGUCGGAUACAAAGUCGGUUGCUACCGCAUCAGAAAGACCCCUCAACCUUCACCGACCGCCGCCAGACAAUAAAACUCAUUCCUCUGGGAAGAAAACACCGACUCCACAAACCAACUCAAGGACAUCUUCACCUUCUUCGCCACCAACUGCAUCAAAAGAGCCGACCUUUGAAGGCAUCAAACCUCCUCAUUACACUUAUAGCAUGGAAGGUCAGAGAGACAAGGACAAGGGUGUCCAGAGUUGUGGACCACCCACUGUCACUGAGAAAUUAGCCCAGCUUAUAGCAACCUGCCCACCGUCAAAGACUCCUAAGCCAACUAAACCCACAAAAACAGAUCCAAAUCCUCCUCUUCCAAGCUCAGGCUUCAUGGCUCCCACAGCCAAGCAGCGAGACAGGGCAAUGGCCAAUAGGAACACAUAUUCAAGACUAAUGCACCUUUCCCCUCCACCGCCGGUGUCCAGACCUCCUGGUCGGCCUUACGGCUCCAGGAACAGAGAUGGCGUCCCAGAAAAUUCACCCACCCUGACGCAGCUGAGGAAGGAGGACUCAGAUGGGACAGGGAAAGCUAUUGUUACCAACAUCCACAACAGUAUUGCUAUAGGCAACAGCAGAAGUCGCAGCAGCAGCCCUGCAUUCACUCACAGCCGCCCCACAGUCUUAUCCAAGGAUGCUAACUACGACGGCAGCAACAGCUCUAGUGGUCUAUCCAAGUCACUGUCACGUGGCACUCACAGUUUGCCAUCUUCUCCAUCUUGCCCAGUUUCUUCAUCUUCCUCCUCCAUCUCAGCUGAACAGAGGGCAGUGACUGCAGUAAGUCACCUGGGCUCCCCUGCUCUCUCACAAGGAUACUAUGCACAGGAGUCCCUGGCCCUGGCAGAGGAAAGUAGGGCAGGUGAGAGGGAGCAGGGCGGUGACAGCCCCAGAGACCUAAACAAGUGCCCUCCUACAGCAGGAAUAGGAAAACCAGAGGGAAAAGAUAAAGUGGGAAGUAAUCAAUCACUGCAUGUGGAGAGGGGCAGAAGCUCCAGUCCCAAAAAGAACAGUCCUAACAGGGAUAGUAGCCAAUCAAGGCGAACUGCCAGUCCUCCUGAACCCAUUAGACAAAGGGUGCCUUCAGCAUCUGAGCCAGAUGACGAAGAAAGCCCACCAACACCCCAUAGAGAUGAUUCACCCGAUUCAUCCCUGGACUCGCCAGAUGAGCAGGAUUGUAAACCCCUAAAGAAACGCAGGGGAAGAAAACCCCGCUGGGUUAUGAACAAGCCGCAGACUCUGCUAGCAAGUCAGGAAGGUCUCUUCAAUGAGAGCAAAACCGGCAUGUCUUUGUCUUCAAGUUUAGAAGCGCUAUCUCCACCAGUUAAAAGACCAGUAGGAAGACCACCAAACCCGAAUAAGGUCAAACCAAACCCCGUGCCACAUAGUUCAAUGUCGCAGCUGUUUCCACCCCAACCUAGGAAAAGGGGACGGCCAAAGUUCAAAAUGCCAAGACUCGAUGCCCCAGCUCCAGGGAACCCCUCUUAUAAGCUGGCCUCUUCCAAGGUCUUUUCGUCUCUGCUGAAGUCCAAAGAAGAGCAGGACCCGCCUGUUCUUCACCCGGAGGUAGACCUUAACCCUCCUAAGCCCAUACCUAGAAAACGUGGACGUCCCAAACGCCUCCCUCCGACCUUACCCCAAGAGGGUCAGCCUCCCACGUUGGCUCCUGAGGCAGGAGACAUGGGAGACAAGCGGUUCUGUAGCAAAGGAAACGGGCAGCUCAUUAUGAAAACUAUUAUCGGCAAAAUCAAUAAGAUGAAAAGCGUGAAGCGGAAGCGUAUUCUGAAUCAAAUCCUGUUGGGUCCAAGAACGGAGGAAAUUCCUAAAAACAACACGGUCGGAGUGGUUAACUCUACAGAAGCUACUACCCAGUCCUUGUCCUCCCUGGCUGCUUCUUUUGGGGGGAAAUUAGGGCCGCAAAUUAACGUUAGUAAAAAGGGAACAAUAUACAUGGGUAAGAGGAGAGGACGUAAACCAAAAUCUGUAUCCAGUCUCACUGCCUCGUCACCAGAAACCUUCCUGUCUCCGAACACCACUUCUCCUCUACAUCACCACUCACAGUCCCAGCAGCACCACCUGUCCUCCGAGGUGUUUCCCUCACCCUCCCUGUCGCAGUCUAGUGGUGGCCACAGCCCAAUCAGUGAUGCCAGCUUUGUGGAACCCAGCUCGGUGCACUUUUCCCACUAUUCUAGCUCCCAUCAUAACCACAGCACGUUUUCCUUCCCUCCCCCAACCUUUUCAGUCCCCAGUAAAGUCUUGGGCUCCACGUCGUCCACAAUAGCUUCCCAGAAGAAGUCUUCUUGCCGCGGGUACCCUCAUCAUCAUCAUUACAGGCAGCAGUUUCAUUAUCAUAAGCUUUCUCCUCCCAGGCCGCUUCACCCAACCUCCCCUGCUCCUCUCAGCGAGCUAAAGGAAGCCACUCCUUCACCAGUCAGUGAGUCGCACAGUGAGGAGACGGUGCCCAGCGACAGCGGCAUAGGAACAGACAACAACAGCACAUCUGACCGAGGAGAGAAAGCCGGAGGGACAGCAGGCUUGGGCGGAAUUGCUUUGCCAGCAGCAAUGGGUGGUGGGUUGUUAAUGCCCGGUGUAAUGAGCUCAGCAAUGGCCCCGGGAAUGGGCCUAAACUCCAGAGGCAGGCGCCGCCACUCCGCCGUGCUCAUAGAGCACCCCUCGCCAUCUCCGUCGCCACAUGGAACGAGGUCUUCACCUGAUCCCAGGAGGCCGCAUCCAGCUGCUCCCACCUCAACGUUGUUGGGACACAAGGAAAAACACAAGCACAAGUGCAAACGCCGCAACCACGGAUGCCCGGGCUACGACAAGAUGAAGAGGCAGAAGAGGAAACGAAAGAAGAAGUACUUGCAGCUGCGGUCCCGACGGCUUGACCCCGACUUCCUGGCCGAGCUGGACGAGAUCGUCGUGAUGCUGAGUGAGAUUCGGAUAUCGCACCGUUCCACGGGGCACCGCCUCGGCAGUGGGAUCAGCAUGGUGGCAGGAACGAGUCGGAUGCCAGGGCUGGGGAGCAGAGCUGCUGGCGGACUAGGGGGCCCUAGCGGCCCCCCUCCUCAUCAUUACGUUCACAGGGACCUCCUUCCCACAAUCUUCAGGGUUAACUUUGGCAGGUUUUACUCUCACCCCGCGUACUCCUGUGACCCUUUGCACUACGUCCGUAAACCAGACAUGAAGAAGAAACGCGGACGGCCUCCGAAGUUAAGAGAAUCCAUGUCUGAGGUCCCUUUUGUCCCCGGCCUUGGAUUCCCUCUCUCCAGUGGAGGUUUCUACCACCCCUCCUACGGUGUCCCCUACUCCUCAGGGCCCCUGGGGUUGGGCUAUUACAGAGGUUUUCCUCCUGCAAACGCCCUAUAUCCUCACCCCCACCACCAGUCGCCUCACACAGCUCCUUCUCACCACUCCCACCACUCACCAUCUUUCCCUCCCCCUCCACCCACGUCCUACAUGCACCAUCACCACCCCUCACAUCUCCUCCUAAACCCCUCAAAGUUCCACAAGAAGAAGCAUAAGCUGCUCAGGCAGGAGUACCUGGGUGGAGGGAGGCCCCCCGUCCUGUUUCCACCCAUGUCCUCCGAGCUGUCCUUCAACUGGCAUCACAAACACAAACACAGGCACAAACACAGAGAGCGGUGCUCCGAGGAAGACCGGGAGGAAGUGCCGAGGAGCGGAUCGGCAAGCCGGGUCAACGCAGGACUUUCUGACAAAGGAGCCGCUAGCAAAGGAGAGCGAGUCGGAGGUCUGGGAAUGACCGAGUCGUUACAGAGAUGCAGGUUUGGAAGGGAUACCUCAGGCACCACUACGAGUAAACAAGCUUCUGCCAACUCCCCCUCCUCCUCCUCAUCUUCAUCUGCAGAAAGAUAUAAACGCAAAGAGAGCUCCAUGUCCUGUCUAGGACCGUCUAGGCUAACACUGGACAGCAGCUCAAAGGGCCAUCACGGCGUUGCGUCCUGGUUUCGGAUGGGCAGCACAGACGCAGACUACUCUAAGCUUUCACGGAGUCAGAUGGCCGUCGGCCAGGGCUCGUUCUCAGAUGGACGAGCAGGAGAGCCUGCAGGCUGCUCAGACAGCGAGGAUGACGAGCCUCUCACUCCCACAGAGGACGUAGAAGCUCAUGAUUCUCCUAAUCUGACAAAUCUGUUUGCCUCAGCUCUGACACGGACUUCGCUGAAGGGAGGAAGGAGCAGAAAGAGUGAGGUAGUUACAGAAAGCUCCGGCUUUUCUCACCUGGAUCGUCCAAUGAGAAAGGACCGUUCGACGUCGGCUGAAAGGAGAGAUUUAGGGUCAUCAGUUCAGUCCAGAGGUAUUGCUCUGGCGACUUCCGACGGACCUGAGGGAUCCCUGCACAGCCGGCAGCAGCUGCACCACCAGUCCUCUCUGUUUCACUCCCACGUCUCUCCGGGUUCUUCCUGCCUGUCUCCCUCCCAGGACUUCUGCCUGGACGCCUCCCUUUCCCACCGCUCUCAUCGGGUUCAGACGUCCAAGCACAGCCUGCAUCAUGUCAACAAAAUCCUGCGUGCCAAAAAGCUGCAGAGACAGGCUCGAACAGGUAACAACGUGGUGAAGAAGAGGGGCCCGGGCCGCCCCAGGAAGUACCCGCUGCCCUCCCCUCCUCCUUCCCCGCCCCCUGAGGUGGAGUUAACUCAGACCGCGCACUGGGACGGCGGGGUGGAGCGGCUAGCCGGUCAGAGAGGGUGGGAGGAGGAUACUGUUACAGAUGCUAUUGAGUCCGUGGUCCAGGGUCAGCAUAGAAAAGGUCAGAAGAGGGYGCAUGUGGAGGCCGAGGGGGACGAAGAAGAGGAAGAGCAAGCCGAAGAAGACCCGGAGGCAGAGGAAGUCGAGGAGCAACCGCCCGACAGAGAGGAGAGCCAGACGAACAUGCUGCAAAGAUCUAGAACCGGGACGGGAAGAAGCUGGCCCGCAGAGGAGGAACAUCAGCACAUUCAGGGUUCCUCAGAAAGCAAGCCGGAUGGCCAGUGCUCCACUGAACUCUCAGGCGCCGUCUCCAAGGAGCAGGCUGCACCCAUCAGCAGCAACCAGCGAGAGAAGAAAGCUGCCCGACUUCCAAAGAAGAAGUUCCAGAAAGCAGGACUCUAUUCUGACGUGUACAAGACUGAGGACCCUCGCAGUCAGCUUUUGCAGCUAAAAAAGGAGAAGCUGGAAUACAUACCUGGAGAGCAUGAAUAUGGAUUGUUUCCUGCUCCAAUACAUGUUGGGAAGUACCUCAGACAAAAGAGGAUUGAUUUCCAGUUGCCUUACGACAUCUUAUGGUUGUGGAAACAUGAUCAGCUUUACAAGAGACCAGAUGUCCCUCUUUACAAAAAGAUCAGAUCAAACGUGUAUGUAGAUGUGAAGCCUCUCUACGGGUACGAAAUGACUACAUGCAACUGCAGAGCUCCAGAGACUUCAACUGAAAAAGGAUGCCUGGAUGAUUGCUUGAAUAGGAUGAGCUUUGCAGAGUGCUCCCCCAGUGCCUGUCCUUGCGGCGACCAGUGCGACAACCAGCACAUCCAAAGACACGAGUGGGUCCAGUGUCUGGAGCGUUUCCGCGCCGAGGGAAAAGGUUGGGGAAUCCGCACUAAAGAGCCCCUCCGAGCCGGUCAGUUCAUCAUCGAAUACCUGGGGGAAGUGGUCAGCGAGCAGGAGUUCAGGAACCGAAUGAUGGAGCAAUACCACAACGGCCACUACUGUUUGAACCUUGACAGCGGGAUGGUGAUUGACAGUUUCCAUAUGGGCAAUGAGGCACGCUUCAUAAACCACAGCUGUGAACCCAACUGCGAGAUGCAGAAGUGGUGGCAAGUCUGCAAGUGCGGCUCAGAGAGCUGCCGGGGCAUCAUCGGAGGGAAGAGCCAGCGCAUCAACGGUCUUCCGGGAAAAACUGGAGGYGCUCGGAGGCUGGGCCGACUCAAGGAGAAGAGGAAGUCAAAACACCAACUCAAAAAGAGAGAGGAAGAGUCCAGUGACAGCAACAGGUUUUAUCCUCAUCUCAUGAAGCCCAUGUCUAACAGAGAGAGAAACUUUGUGCUGAAGCACAGCGUGUUUCUCCUGCGAAACUGGGAGAAGAUGAGAGAGAAACAGGAGCUUCAGAAGAGAGAGGGAGAAAGAGAGCGGGACCCCAGCAGCAUCUCGAUGUACGCUCGCUGGGGAGGAGUUAUCCGAGACGAUGGCAACAUCAAGUCAGAUGUGUUCCUGACCCAGUUCUCAGCUCUGCARACGUCGCGGUCGGUUCGGACUCGGAGACUCGCUGCCGCUGAAGAAAACACAGAAGUGACACGCACCGCGCGUCUGGCGCACAUCUUCAAAGAGAUCUGUGACAUGAUCACCAGCUACAAAGACUCAUCGGGACAAAUCCUUGCUGCUCCGCUGGUGAACCUGCCAUCCAGGAAGAGGAACAGCCAGUACUAUGAGAAGGUGUCCGACCCUCUGGACCUGAGCACCAUCGAGAAGCAAAUCCUCACCGGCCAUUAUAAGACGGUGGAAGCGUUCGACACAGACAUGCUCAAAGUGUUUCGCAACGCUGAGAAGUAUUAUGGCAGGAAGUCGUCGGUGGGYCGGGACGUGUGCCGCCUGAGGAAGGCUUACUACAGCGCCCGKAACGAAGCCGCCGUCCAGAUCGACGAGAUCGUGGGCGAGACCGCCAGCGAGGCCGACAGCUCCGACUCGCUGGAGCGCGACCACGUUCACCACCACGGAGGCGGGUCGGGGUCGCACGACAAGGACGACGACGUCAUCCGUUGCAUCUGCGGGAUGUACAAAGAUGAAGGAGUGAUGAUCCAAUGUGAAAAGUGUAUGGUGUGGCAGCAUUGUGACUGCAUGCGUCUGGAGACCGAAGUGGAGCACUACCUGUGUGAGCAGUGUGACCCUCGACCUGUAGACAGGGAGGUUCCCAUGAUCCCCCAGCCCAGCUACGCUCAGGCUGGCUCCAUCUACUACAUAUGUCUCCUUAGAGAUGACCUGCUGUUACACCAAGGUGACUGUGUGUACCUGAUGAGAGACAGCCGRCGCAGUCCUGAAGGCCAGCCUGUCCGGCAGUCUUACCGUCUUCUGUCCCACAUCAACCGGGAGAAACUCGACAUYUUCCGGAUCGAGAAGCUGUGGAAGAACGAAAAGGGCGAGCGCUUUGCUUUUGGUCAUCACUACUUCCGUCCCCAUGAGACGCACCAUUCCCCGUCGCGGCGUUUCUACCAGAACGAGCUGUUCCGCAUGCCGCUGUACGAGAUCAUCCCCCUGGAGGCGGUGGUGGCCACGUGCUGCGUCCUUGAUCUUUACACCUACUGCAAAGGCAGGCCAAAAGGCGUGAAGGAGCACGACGUKUACAUCUGUGAUUAUCGCCUGGACAAAUCGGCCCACCUGUUCUACAAGAUCCAUCGGAACCGCUACCCCGUCUGCACCAAGCCGUACGCCUUCAACCACUUCCCCAAGCGGCUCGCGCCCAAAAGAGACUUCUCGCCUCAUUAUGUUCCUGACAACUAUAAGAGGAACGGAGGCCGGUCUGCCUGGAAAAGCGAACGGUCCAAAGAAGCGGCUGGCUGCGAGGACGACGGCUCCUCCUGCGACCGCGGCGACGACUUCCCCCACGGGGCGGAGGACGGACGGUCGCUGGAGGACGACGUGGACAUGGCGCCGGAGGAACCUGAACACGUUCCGGCCAAACCGAGACAAAAGGAAAGAGCGAGACCAGUAGACGAGGAGGAGGACGAAGAGGAGGAAGGGCUGGAGGCCGGGGUGCGGAAAGAGAUCGGGGAGGGUUCUGAAGACCGGAUAGGGGAGAUGCUCGAACUCCCUUUGUCUUCGGCCUCCUCGCCUCUCCACCACCCGGCGCUGAGCCGGAGGGAGGCUCAAAGGGAACGGCUCAACAAGAUCCUGCUGGACCUGCUGCACAGAGCGCCCAGCAAGAACGCUAUUGAUGUCACCUAUCUCCUCGAGGAAGGAGCAGGACGGCGGUUACGGCGAAGAACUCUCGGAUUUGCAGAUUUUGUCGUCAGAAAGUAACGAUUUUGACGUGCCUGCCGAACGCACGCCGCCUUUCGUUGCAGCGAAAAGACGCCAGGAAGCGAAGAGACGGCAAAGAAGGGAAAUUGAGCAUCGUUGCCUAUCCUACCUUUAUGGAUCACAGAGCAUCCAACGGCGUCGCAUCUUCAGAGUUGACCUCUUCCAAGACAGUGACCUCAGCUCUGAGACGGUGGAAGAGGUGCAGAAGUUCUGACUCGACGGAAGUUCCACCUUAAAGUGGAGAAAACCGGCCCGGUCUUCUUAUUUAAGUAUAUCAUGCAAAACUUUUAUUUUAUUUUAUUUUUUUUAAUGAACAUAGGAAAAAUAACCCAUGCACUUAAAUGCAUCGAACAUUAGAAAUCAUGGGUUGAUGAAUAUUGCUUGCCGGCAUUGGAAAACAAAACGGUUGGUACUGAACAGGGACGGGAGGCGUUUUGUCAUUCAUUUCCUGGCGAGUCCUGAAUUAUUGUUCUUCAUUGUGAGAUCUCGCUGCAAUGAUGAAMAUGUAAAAGAUGAGAGAGGGAACUGGCUUAUAGGAGAAAAUGUAAAGCUGAGCGGUGUGCUCUGAUGCUGCGCUUUAGAAAGAGAGAACAAGGGUGGAGAACUGCACUUUUGGUACCUUGGAUAUUGUGAAGCUCUGUGUAAUGCAUCCGCCAUGAAAAUACACUAACACUCUCACAGUAUUGUCUGCAGCCUGACAAAAGCAAGUUUAAAAACAUCAAAUUUUUUUUUCUUCCUGUUUUUUUUUUUUUUUCUUUCCCUCAAAGUAGCUCGUUUAGAAGCAGAAGAGACCUGUGGCGUGGUUUGGAAUUGAGUUUGCGCUUCUGUCAAAAGUGUCUUGUUAUUAUUUUUAAGUCGGCCGCGAGGCAGUCGGCUUCGCCGCGUCCCCUGUGUUCCUUUUAUUUUUUAAGAAGCAAAACGAUUCACCAGCUUAAAUCGGGCAGCGAUGGGAGAAGGGAGGGCGCCGGCUUUAACUAACGCCUUACACAGCCGCCACAGUCUCCCACUGCCUUGUGUGCAAGUGUGUGUGUGUGUGUGUGUGUGUGUCUGCGUCUGCCAGAUUUUGUGAAAAUAUACCUUUUUAAAAAAAAAACAUGAAAAAAAUUAAGGGCUCGAUGGCAAUUAACAGUUUUAAGAAAACAAUACUUAACAUGAAAUGUAUCGUGACGGUCAUAUUUUCUUAUAUUCUGUGAGACGGGCGGGGCAGUGGAUACUGUAUAUGUGGAGCAAGGAAUGACUUGCAACUUUUUUUUCUUUUUUUUUUUUGUCUUCGGACUGAUUGCCAUGGAGAAUGUUUGUUUAAAAAAAAAAAAAAAAAGACUACGUAUUUGAUGUGAUUUCCUUUUUCCCUGCAAAGUCCCGGUGUGGCAAGCUGAAAAAAUGAUGAGAACAAGGAAGGAGGAAGAGAACAGGAAGCUGUACAGUGCCAAGUUGUGUAAAUAUACACUCUUUCCAUUAAGAAGUGUCUCCAAAAGCAAUAUCUUGAAAAUGGAUUUUGUUUAUUAUUGUACUGUACAGGACUCAGCCCUAAAUGUAUUAUUAUUAUUAUUAUUAUUAUUAUAAUUUCUUCGGUAUGUAUUACUAUAAUGAAGACACUUAAGCUCUGAGGAACAUGUUUUUUUGUAAUGUCCAGAAAUUCUCACCAUAACAGUCCUGAUGACAUGAAAUUUAAGCUGAGUUGUUUGUUUGUUUUUUUUUGUUUUUUUUUUGCCUAUAAAUUAAGUCCACCUGUAAAGUGCAUGAGCAAGAAUGUCAGAAGGCGUUGGGAUGUGACAGUGACUCUGCAACGACACCUUUCGUCACUGAAUUUUGUUAAUAAUAUAACUUUUUUAAGGAGGAAUCUUCUCCUUGUUUUUUUGCUGCAAAGUGUUGAACACUAAAAAAACAAACCAACAUAAAAAUGUUAAGAUAUUUUUAAACGCUGACAGGAAAACAAAAAGUAAAGCUGUCAGAAACGAUAUCAUGCUAUUAUAAAUAUAUAUAAAUAUAUAUAAAUAUAUUUUUUGUUUUUCUUUCAAAUAGGAAAACGGUUCCGUUUUGUGAUAGCGGUCAUUGUAUGAUGCUUGUACUUGUAUUUGUGUGUUUUGUGUGAUCCGUUUAGUUAUUUUUAGACAAUCACAAAAUAAGAUGCAAGCAUUGUAAAUGGCAGACUGACGGACAUUUUGUGAUGUGUACAGUUUGUCAAAACAACAAAAAAAAAAGAGAAAAAACUUCUUCCACUCGUUCAAAGUUUGUAAUUACGAUUCUUAAGUCAUG
Molecule: messenger RNA, 11376 nt
Organism: Poecilia reticulata (guppy)
Lineage: Eukaryota; Metazoa; Chordata; Actinopteri; Cyprinodontiformes; Poeciliidae
Source: RefSeq, a predicted model, not a curated record